Molecule: messenger RNA, 5295 nt
Organism: Lodderomyces jiufengensis
Lineage: Eukaryota; Fungi; Ascomycota; Pichiomycetes; Serinales; Debaryomycetaceae
Gene: BEM2
Product: Bem2p
Exons: 1
Coding region: 1-5295 (1764 amino acids)
Biological process (GO): small GTPase-mediated signal transduction; positive regulation of GTPase activity
Cellular component (GO): membrane
Molecular function (GO): GTPase activator activity; guanyl-nucleotide exchange factor activity
Source: RefSeq, a predicted model, not a curated record
AUGAGAAAAAUUUGGAAUAGAAGAGAUAAAGAGAAAAGAAAGAGUUUUUCAAAUUCAAGUAAUUCAAAUCAAUCGCCAUUAAAUUCAAAUGUUUCACAUAUUGAUAAUAAUAGUAAUGGUAACUCACAAUCUCAAUUAAAUUAUGAUUCAAAUCAAUCAUUUUAUACUGUUGAUGACGAUAUUUCCUCUAUAUCAGAAGAAUCACCAAAUUUUUCUUCAACAAGUUUAGAUAAAAUACCUACAAGAUCAAGCAUUGGAGGUUUCAGAACUCAAAAUUUAAAUGGCUCAUCUACAAACUUGAAUAACAAUAGCACCAAUAAUUCAAUCAAUAACACUAAUGGAUCUCAUACAACCACUUUAACACAAUCAAGAGGUUCAUCAUUAUCUUCGCAAGUAUCAAAAUUUCAUUCAUUAGUUAAAUCAGAUUAUGAUAAUACACUUAUAAAGAAUAAUUGGGUGAAUAUAAUAAGUAAUGGAGACAUCAAUGAAAAUAACCUAAAAUUGUAUCGAGCAGAAUUAAAAGGCUCACAUUUAUAUUUAUAUAAACCAUCACCAAGUCUAAAUAUUAAAAAGUUUCAAUUUAAUAAUGAAAAUGAGGAAGAACAAGAUAAGGAAAAAGAUAAAGAUAAUCAAAGUGAUCUAGCAACUUUAGUACCACUGCUGACAAAUGCAACUACACCAAAUGAAUCAGAACAAAUUACAUAUUUAUCAACGAAAAUUCCACAUCCAAAACUUUCGUAUGAUUUCAAUUUACAAAAAUUUCAAACAAAGCUAUUUCAAAAUGAUCAAAACACUUUGGAGUCAAUAUUGCAUUUUUAUUUAUUUUCACAAGAUCAAGAUGCAACAAUAACUACAUUAAUCAAUAUAAUACCAAUUUUACCUGAAUUUGGGAGAAUAUUAAAAUUUAUAAUAUCUUAUAUACUGGCUAUAUUUGAUAAAAAAUUUAAUGAAGAGAUAAAUGAAAAUUUAAUAAUUGAAAGAGUGCUAUUAAUUUUGAAUAAUAUUGAAGACAAUUUUAAUGGAUUUUUGUUAAAGUCUGAUAUAGCUCCACAAAUUUUGAAAAUUAUAGAAAUAUUACAACAGAAAAGUGACAAGGUACAAUAUUUUAAACAAAAGAUGUUACAAAAACAACAACUACUAAUAGAGUUAGUUAACACUAAUAUAUCAGCCAAUCCUUUUAAAGAUUUGAGUUCCUCGGUUUUCAUGAAAGAAAUAAACCUCAUAGAAUUUGCAAAAAUUAUUAGUGAAAUAGAUUUAAAAUUUUUUCAAAAUUGGAAUUCAAAUAUUGAUAAAUCAUUGUUGUUGUCAUUAUCAAUAAGAGGUGAUGUCACUGAAAACAACUUUUACAAGAAAAAUCCAUUAAUUUAUAAUAACAACUAUCACAUUCAUUACUUAUCAAGACUAUUAAUAAAUCAUUUAUUUAUGGAAAAUAAUACAUCUAAUUCAAAUCAUAAUUUCAUAGAGACAAAAGCCAGAAUAAUAGAAAAAUGGAUUGAUUUAGGUUGUUUGCUAGAUAAAUCAGGUAAUAUGUCAUCAUGGUUGGGUAUAUCAUCAAUAAUUUUGUCACAACCAGUUUUGAGAUUGAAUAAAAUUUGGUCUUUGGUGUCCCCUGAUUAUAUAAAAUUGUUGAAAAAUGAUUGGAGUCCAGUAUUAUUUGAACUAGAUAGAAGGUAUUUAGUCAAUGAAUCAAAAUCAGAUACGGAAUCAUCAAAAGAUUCUUAUCAUAUAAUGGCACCUCGUGGAUUGGGUAAAAUAUAUCCAAAAGAAAAAGUCAUACCUUAUUUUGGAGAUCUAGUUAUAAACAAUCACGAAUGUGGUGAUAUAUAUGAGAUUGAAUCUAUAUGGAAAAGAAUUAACUACUCAUUUGACAGAUGGAAUGAUUAUUUAUUAAACCUAUCAAAUUAUCAACAAAUUAUAAAUUAUAAUACGGAAGUACUAAAAAAGUAUGAUUCUAUGGGGUUUAUAUUUUCAAAUGAAUCAUUAAAUCAUGUAUUGCAAUUUGGUCAAGAAGGUAAAGAAUUAAACACCGUUCAUUCAAAAAUAGAAAAUAAAUCAACCACUAAUAUCAAUAUAAAAAACCAACUAAUUAAAUUAAUUGAACUAAAUUGUGAAUCUAUGGAUUUGGAAAAAAUAAUGAAAUUAUCAAUAAUGUUGGAACCAGAUUUACCAGAGUUUUACCUUAAGGAAACCGAUGUUUGUCAUUCAAUACCUCAAUUUAAUAACAACUUUUACAAGAUUAAUAUUGGGAAAUAUGACAACCAGGAAGAUCAUGGUGAAAACAAACACAAUUUUGCAAUUGAUGAGGAACUAACCUAUAGGAUUGACGAUUUUGUUGAAUUAGAUUAUCAUCUUCAUAAUAGCCAAACCAAUGGAAAUCUCAAAAAUGGAUUACAUGCAAACUCAGAUGACUAUGUAGCGAUUGAUGAUGAAGAUGACGCAGGUUUGGGCAUUGAUGUUGACGAUAUUUUAAACUCAGACAAAUUUAACAAUUUAACAUUAUCUCCAAAAUCAAGAAAAUCAAGUAUGGAAAUUAAAAGUUGUUACAUCCCAAAAUAUAUCACAAUUGAAAGAGCAAUUGAUUUAUUACUUAUAGAUUCAAGAUAUUUUCAUACUGAAACUCAAUUAGAUUUAACUGAAUAUAGAUUUGUAUUUUUGUUAAAUUAUAAUUCAUUCAUGACAACAAAAGAUUUAUUGGAUAAAUUAGCUCAUAGAUUUGUUAAUUCAGGUAAUGCAGUUUUGUCUGUGAUGAAAAAAAAUUAUUUGAGUAAAACUAAAAAAUCAAACGUUGAACCAAAUUCAUUUCCAAAUUGGGAUUUAGAUACAAGUAUUGAUUUAAAUGAAUUAGGUGAAAUUGAUUAUGAAUUGUUAUUAAAGAUUCAAAUUAAUAUAUUAAAAGUGCUAAUUGUAUUGAUCAAUAAUUUUUACCCAAAUUUUUCAUUAGACUUAUCAAAUAAGACUACAUUGAUCAAAUUAUUAAAAUUAUUUAGUAAUGAAAUUUUACAAUGGUACAACUCAAACAAGAUCAAUUCAAAUUUGGAGAAAUUAUUUGAAAAUCUAGUUUCAUACUACAAAAAAUUAAAAAAAUUAUUUGUUAAAAAGACUUAUAGACCAAUUGAAAUUACAAAAUUUAAUGAAUACCUCAUCAAUGAGUUCAAAUUUACAAAUUCAUUAAAUGAAGUUCCAAUGAAUAGAAAUUUACCAAGUCAUAAAAACAUUCACAAGAUUGAAAAAUUCUUGUAUAAGUUUAAUAAAUUAUUGACCAUCUUUUAUAAAGGUAUAAAGUCAGAGGACUGGAUUAAAAUUUUCAAAAUUAUGGAAAAUUUAUAUGAUAAAAAUCUAUUGUUUGAUUUUAAUCUACAAAAACAGAACACUCCAGAUGAUUCAAUUAUCAUAUCAAAUAUCUUUAACUAUUUUGAAACAUUGUUAGUUGAUAGACAAUUAAUUCUUAAAAAAUUUCCAUUAGUGUUUAGAAAAUUGUUCAAAUUAUAUUUUAGAUUCAAAACAUAUUUAUUAAUUCAAUUAAUUGACAACAAUAUAUCAACAGAAGAAAGAUUAGAUCGUAUGAAGACGUUAUUAAUAAUGUGUAAAAUAUCAAAAUUAAAAAUGAAUGAUAACCAAUUUAUAUUUGAGGGUAUUGGUAAUAUUCCAUCAUGUAUUGAAACAGCAAUAAUUAACGUGAUAUAUUCACCAGAAUCAAGACAUUUCACAAAUUUAUGGAUUAAAGCAUCAAAUUCAUUAGAUCAUCAUCACAACAAAGAAUUCGAUAACAUUGAUGAAUUAAUACCACUGAAUAUUUCAAAUAAUGAUUUACAAAGUAUUGAACCUUUAUUACCUUGUUUUGGAUGGAUAAUUGAGAAUUUAAUUGAAUUGAAUAAAAUCCCUUCAUUUUUUAAUAAGAAUGAUAAACAUUUGAUCAACUUUAACAAGAGGUAUUUAAUUUUCAAAUUUAUUAAGGAAUUGGGAGUGGAAGAAGUUGAUGAUUUAGAAUAUAAUGAUUCCAAGGAAUUUGAGUUUUUGUUGAAGUUAAAUGAAUUAGUUGUUAAAAAUUCUUCACAUCCAAUAAACAAAAAUCAAUAUCCAACUAUCUUUAAAGAAGUGAUAAAAGAACAGCAUCAAAUACUAGUAGUUGAUAAUCAGAAAAAAUCAUCAAUAGACUCACAAUUAAAAACAUUAACCACAAACAACAGUUUAAGCACAAGUACAAUAACCCCAAUAACAACAAAUCAAAUGCAUACCAUAGCCAAAAAACCAUCAAAUUCAUCAUUAAAAAGACAAUCCUUAUCAUAUAAGUCAAAUUCAUCAUCAAGAUUUAAAAUUAGUGGACUUUUCACAAAAUCAAGAUAUUCAUUAAAUAAUAGCUCAGAAAGAUCAAUUAAUGUUAAAGAAUUACCAAACCCUGAAUUUCAAGUUGAUUCAACCACCAAAACAAAACCAUCAAUUAUAAUAUCAUUAAAGAACAAAAAGAUUUUCCCAGUUUAUUUAUUUCCAUUUAGUUUUAAAAUUGAUUCUUCUGAUGACUCAGAUAAUGAAUCUUCAAUCUUAAUUCAAACUUUAUCAGAUCAAGAUUUAAAUGAUUGGCUUAUAUUAAUAAAUUUUGCAAAUCGUCAUUGGUUCUUGAGUAGAUCAUUGAAUUAUAAAAUCACAACACCAGUAUCAAAUUUAACAUUUGGUUUACCAUUAAGUUAUAUAUGUCAACGAGAUUUCAAUAAAACUCCAAAAUUUUUAGAUUUGAUUUUUAAAGAAAUUGAAAAAAAUGGUUUAAAAGAUGUUGGAAUAUAUAGAAUUAGUUCAUCAAUAUCAGAAUUAUCCAAUCUUAAACAAAGUAUAGAUAAAUUUGGAACAUUAUCACCAGAAAAUUAUGAUAUUCAUACUUUAACAUCAAUAGUCAAAACAUUUUUCAGAGAUUUACCUGAUUCUUUAAUUCCAGAUGAUACAAUAAUCAAGUUGUUUGAAUUAAAACAAGAAUUACAAUCGCCAAAAGAAGAAUCACAAGAAUCACAAGAAGAAGAAGAAGAAGAAAAAGAAGAUCCAAAGACAACAGAAUUAUCCAAAUUAAAAGAAAUAUUGAAUAAAUUACCAACUUAUAAUUAUCAAACUUUACAAAAACUUUUAAAUCAUUUAUUAAAAAUUCAAGAAAAUUCUCAAUAUAAUAAAAUGAAUUCAUCAAAUUUAUCAACAGUUUUAGGUCCAUGUUUAGUGGAAGCCUCAAAUUUAGAUAUCUUGAUACAAAAUUUUGGAUUUAUGAAUCUUUAUUUGGAAAAAUUUAUUUUAAAUUAUGAUUCAUUAUUUGACUAA